Cavenderia fasciculata is the source of this 2490-nucleotide messenger RNA. It is a transcript of the gene hbx13, whose product is annotated as putative homeobox transcription factor. The record is from RefSeq and is a predicted model, not a curated record. Gene Ontology annotation, biological process: response to starvation. Gene Ontology annotation, cellular component: nucleus. The coding region runs from base 1 to 2490 and encodes 829 amino acids. Gene Ontology annotation, molecular function: cis-regulatory region sequence-specific DNA binding; DNA-binding transcription factor activity, RNA polymerase II-specific. The transcript is spliced from 3 exons. NCBI's taxonomy places the organism in Eukaryota, Evosea, Eumycetozoa, Acytosteliales, Cavenderiaceae.
AUGUUGAUCGAACAAAACCCCAUUUAUAGAUCAUCUGCAUCAUCUUUGUCUUCAAACAAGCAAGUCUAUAGUCGACACCAUCACCAUCAUCAUGAAGAAGAAAUCGAAGAGAUAGAAGAAGAUGAAGAUCACUCGAUCAGCAAGCACGAUGACCCAGACUCUUUGGGUGAUGAAUUCAACAAUAGCCAAAUCGUCUACAACAAUGAUGAAGACGACCAAGACGAAGAAGAAGAAGAGGUUGGUAUUCACCACAUGUUAUCAAUGCUUUCAAGUACUGCAACCAAACAAUUACAAAGAAAUCAACAACCCCAACAACAACCAUUAAAUAAUAAUAGUAAAAUUGUUUCUCCAAAUCAACCAUCACAAAAUCGUAAUACAUUAUCAUGGUUAAUGAAUCCUCAACAACAACAACAACAACCAAAGAAUCAUAAUAAUAAUAAUAAUUCAACCUCAUCAUCACUUCAUGAUAUUUCAAGUUUGAUUUCAUCUCAUCCAGAUGAUGCUGCAGAAGCUCCAUCCAUAUCAUCACCAAUCUCUGAUGAAGAAAAUGAUGAUGAAGUCGAUGUUAUUGAUCAUCAUCAUCAUCAUCAUCAUAAUCAUCAACAUACUAUUAAUCAUCAACAAUUACUUCAACAACAACAACACCAACAUCACAUUCGUCACCAAGAUGACCAAGAUGAAGAUGACGAUGAAGAAGAAGACGAUGAGGAUGAAGAUGACGAUGACGACGAUGAUGAUGCUAGUCCGCAUCAACGUUCAAUGUUUUCAUCUCUUUCCAUCUCACCCAGAAGUAAAUAUUCAUCGUCUGGUUCAAAUCGUUCAUCCAAUGUAGUUCCCAAACAAUGCAGUUAUGCCAAAUGUUGUAUCUGUGCUUACGGUCCUCCACCAUCCUUCUUCACGUCUGCUCCAACUUGGGCUGAUAUAUGUUAUAUUGCAUUAUAUUGUUUAACAUUAUCAAAACCAGAGAUUAAAUACUUUCACAUUAAAAAGGAUAUUUGUACAUACAUUGAUGCUCACUAUGAAGUGUUGUGUAUGAGAAAGAGAACGAGUAUCUGGAGACAGACGGUCAACAUGACGCUGUCACACCCACAAUACUUUGAGAUGUUCCAACAAGAGAGUGCAUUGGAGAAUGGACGCAAGGGAUACUAUGGCCUCAAGCAGAUCCACGACCCCUACGAACACACCGCUCUCAACAAGCGUAGCAGGAGAAAAAGAAGACAUGAACAAAAGAUGAUCCAAGAGGAAAUGAAAAAGACCCCUCUCAACAGUCCACCUUCUAUUGUUGGUCGUGGUGAUAGAGAUAGAGAUAGAGAUAGAGGGGAUAGAUCAACUGUUGGAAAUGGAAAUAGUGAGACUACAUCUACUACAUCCACUCCUCUUAUCCCUUCAAAUAAUAUGAACAGUAUGUCAAUGUCAAUAUCUCAACUCCAGCCACCCACAAAGAGCGCAAGAACUGGAGGAUUGACUGGAUCGUCUCCCAACCAACAACCAUUCUCUAAUCAUCACCAUAGCCAGCACAACAACCACGGUUACGACAGUGACAAUGAUGCCAUCAUCCCAUCUUACGAACUCAUUGCACUCUCUCAGUCGUCGUCAUCGUCGUCGGGUGUAGUCAAGAAACCUCAACUUAAACACAGUGCCAGUACAUCUUGUAUCGUCUCUCCCACCAUGAACCAUCAUCUCUACCAACAACACCAACAACAUCAACAACAUUUACACCAUUUACAACAAUUACAACAUCAUCAACAACAAAUGCAUCCUCAACAACAACCAAUUCCAAUUCCACAUCCAUCUCCUAUUGCUCAUCAUCAUCUUCAUAUUCAUAGUCAUCAACAACAACAACAACAGCAACCUAUUUCACAUAGUGGCCCUUUACCAUUAAUUAAAUCGGCAUCAACAAACUCGGUAUCAACAUGUAAAUUUGAUAACAUUUUAAAUCAUCAACCCUCUUCCAACUCUAUUCAUACUCCACAGCAACAACAGACUCCACAACAACACCCAUCGUCUGCAUCGUCGUUAUUGUAUGGUCAUAAUCAUCACGAGUUGAUUGACGACUCGCCUGCGUUGAUUAGCGGACAACAUAAUCAUUCGCAUCAUGCAUCGAUCAACUCGGCCAACAAUACACCCAGUCCCAAACGUAUUAAUAACCGUCGCACCAAAGACAAGCUUCGAUCGCUCCGAGCAUCACAAGAACGAAACUUUAUCUUUGCCGGCCAACAACUCAACUUUCAAAAUCAUUUGAUCAACAGUGCAAAUCAACAUCUUAUCAACCAACAUGUAGUUGGAAGUCAUCAAUCUAGUACCAAUACCACUACUACUUCUACUUCUACCGCUUCUGCAAAUGGUUCAACUACUCCAGUUCAACAAUUGUCACCUCCAACUCUUGUUCAACCAUCCUCUUCUCAAUCUCAACCAACACAACAACAAUCAUCACCAACUCAAAAUCACUUUGCAACUGUUCCAACUAGUAUAAAUAGUUUAUUAAAUUAA